Cavenderia fasciculata is the source of this 786-nucleotide messenger RNA. RefSeq lists its product as uncharacterized. NCBI's taxonomy places the organism in Eukaryota, Evosea, Eumycetozoa, Acytosteliales, Cavenderiaceae. The transcript has 4 exons. Bases 1 to 786 code for a protein of 261 amino acids. The record is from RefSeq and is a predicted model, not a curated record.
AUGUUUGAUAAAAGUAUACAGAUAAAAGUAGAAAAAGAGGAUAAAGAUAAAUACUUGAUGUUUUAUGAUGGAACAAUCGAAUACAUGUCAGCAACAGCAACAGGAGGUAGAUCUACAAGAAUGUUAAUGAACAAAAUAAUAGAUUUUGUAAAGAAUGAGAUGAAAAAUAAUGAUCCAUCACAUGACUUUAAACAUGUAGAGAGAGUAGUAGAUUUAACAAGACAGAUUGCCAAGAGUGAAAACUAUCAAGGAGAUAUGGAGUUGUUAGAGGUGGCUGCUUAUUUGCACGAUGUUAACGAUUGGAAGUACUCGGGUAGUGAAACGGCUGGUGUCGAGGCUGCUCGUUUAUUCCUCGCCGAUCAAUCCUAUCCAGAGGACAAGAUUGAAAAGGUGUGUCAAAUCAUCCAAGACAUUUCAUUCAAGAAUGAAUUGGGCAACACAUCAAUGAAGAGUAUCCCCAUUGAAUCAAUGAUCGUCCAAGAUGCUGAUAGAUUGGAUGCUAUGGGUGCUGUUGGUGUAGCAAGAACCUUUUCAUAUGGUGCAUUGAAAAAGAAUACAUUCUACGAGGAGGAGACAUUCCAGAGAACCAUAGGUGACAAGACACUCACCAAAGACGAAUACAUGAAGACUAGCAGAGCAGGUUCCUCAACGUUGGACCAUUUCUACGAUAAAUUAUUUAUUUUAAAGGAUCGUAUCAAAACUCAGACCGGUAAAAGAAUGGCACAAGAACGUCACCAAUUUAUAUGGAUAGAGAGAGAAAGAGAUAAACAAAACAAUGAAUAUUAA